UUUAAUCCCGAACAAAGCGAAAAAGUAACUCUUAAUGAAUCAAAAAUAUCUCCUCAACAGCCAUUCGUUGUUGAUAAAGUGACGGAAAACACCUUACUACCUGGUUGCAACGUUCCAUCUCCUAGUAGCCAAGCGGUGACCUAUUCUCCAGUAGUUGAAAAAUAUCAUCCUAUUACUGACGCUAUUUGGAAAAAGGGAGAAUCGGUUCCAUACUUAGCUCUUGCUAAAACCUUCGAGGCUAUAGAGUCCAUAUCUAGCAGGCUUAAAAUUGUUGAGACACUCGCAAAUCUUUUCCGGUCUGUUGGUCUACUCUCACCACAUGAUUUAUCAAAAUGUGUAUAUCUAUCUCUCAAUCGUCUCGCCCCUUCUUAUGAGGGCAUAGAACUUGGCAUCGGAGAGAGCAUUCUCAUAAAGGCGCUUUCCCAAACCACUGGUGCUUCCGUUGAACGUAUCAAAUCGGAAUGCCAUCGUCUUGGCGACUUGGGAGAAGUUGCUGAGACUUUUAUGAGUUACUCUAACGCGAUUUCCAGCAUGUAUUCAAUGGAUACUUAUUUCAAAGCCUACAGUCGUUCUUCAGUAUUCUUAAGGCUUUCUUCCCAUUUUACUGCAUUCCUCAUAAAGCAUGCUGUUUUGGGUCCAUCUUCAUUUAUCCGCAUUAAAAAUUUGUAA
Messenger RNA from Protopolystoma xenopodis, 669 nucleotides. The record is from the annotation of a GenBank genome assembly. NCBI's taxonomy places the organism in Eukaryota, Metazoa, Platyhelminthes, Monogenea, Polystomatidea, Polystomatidae.